Molecule: messenger RNA, 942 nt
Organism: Clonostachys byssicola
Lineage: Eukaryota; Fungi; Ascomycota; Sordariomycetes; Hypocreales; Bionectriaceae
Source: the annotation of a GenBank genome assembly
AUGGACUCGAAAGCAUGCAAGACAUUGCUCAACACCGCCGAGAUCCUUGAGGCACUCCUGCUCCAGGCGGACCCCAAGACUGUCUUGCUCGCUCGGCGAGUCUGUGUGAAAUGGAACGACUUAAUCUCCAACUCUCCAUCCAUCCAGCAGCACUUGUUCUUUCGGCCUAUCCCGGGCACGACUCCCGUGGUCCUCAACCCAAUUCUCGCCGAGGCCUUCCCACCCUUCUUCCAACGCGCGGCCCCUGCCGGGACUGACUAUGAAGUGUCUGCGCCUGCUAAGCGUCUCAAGCCAGAAGCGUUGGCCCGACGGAUGCGGCAAACGUUCUCCUUCAAUGUGACUCUCCAAGACCCAUACGUCUCCAUCUACGGGGCACCCUACGAUGAGGAGCCCGACGUCCAUCCACACUUUACACCCGAGGACUUGGAAGGCCUCCCGCUCGCCCAGGACCACUGCAACGCCGCCUUCCGCUACGAACGAGCUACCUGGAGAGCGAUGCUCCCAUGCCAGCCUCCGCUCACGUCUUUCAUCUGCCUGACGAAGGAGGAGUCCAUGGGGUUCGAAGGACAAGGCUUCCGUCGCAUCAGUGAGAAUGGGGCUGUGAUCCUUGACGAUGGUGGUGAGGUGCCAGAAGGCAAGGAAGACCCAGGGCAGGGCGCUCCAGUGCGCAUGGAGACUCUGUUCCACCUAGUGACGGGUGGCUGGGGUGAUGUGAAUGGUUGGGUAUGGAUAUGGGCCACCGAAGGUUUGGAGACGCCGAUUCCAAAGGACGUGGGGUUCAGUGUGAUCAAUGAGGCACGGAGAGAGAUUAUGAAGCGGGCUGUGCAGCGCGACGGUUUGUGUCUACUCGAGACCAGCGUGACACAAUGUACAGGCGGCCGCGGGCCAUGGUCUUUCGACAACAAAUUCCGAGUCAAACCUCCCUACAAUCAGCCCUGGUGA